This is a messenger RNA of Helianthus annuus (common sunflower), 1411 nucleotides long. RefSeq lists its product as uncharacterized. The transcript is spliced from 7 exons. NCBI's taxonomy places the organism in Eukaryota, Viridiplantae, Streptophyta, Magnoliopsida, Asterales, Asteraceae. Bases 208 to 1239 code for a protein of 343 amino acids. The record is from RefSeq and is a predicted model, not a curated record. Gene Ontology annotation, molecular function: oxidoreductase activity.
UACAUGUGAUGUGGAAGAUGCGUGUUCCAUUUAGAUUUGUUCUGAGCACCAUUUUUAAAUUAAACGCAACUUGGUACCACCAAAACAAGUGACUAGUCGUGGCAUGUAUAUCCUUCCUUGGAUUUUGAUUUUCAUUUAAAGAAAAAAACAAAAGACUUGCGACUAUUGAGCGUGGCUUGUCAACUUCAAAAAACCCUACCAAUAAUCAUGAUAUCAUUCCGGCUGUCUUCGCCAAUCUUCUCUUCUUUACGAUCAUCCUACACGAAUAAUCGCUCAUCCAUGUCUCUCCCAUCAACAAUCAGUGUUUCUCAAAAUUCACCAUCCUCGGUAAUUUGUGAUGGUGAUUCCUUCUUUAGGAGUGUGCUUUCAAGUAUGGAACAAGUAUACUUGAACCGAAACCCAACCGCUAAAGCAAUCUUGGAACUCGCCCGAUCCACCGAUGCUAAUCAAAUAUGCUACGAUCAUCUUGCGUAUCGCACAUUCGGUGUAAAUGGUCAUGGGAUCGAGUCUAUGUCAAAGCUGUUCCUAGAUUUUGGUUAUACCCAACGGGAAGAGUUGAGAUUUCCAAAAAAGAAGCUAAAAGCAUUCUGGUUUUCUCCUCCUCCUACUCCUAGUGUCAGUAGUGGCAGUGGCAUCCAUGGACCCUUGCCUAGAGUCUUCAUCUCAGAACUCCUCGUAGAUCAAAUGACCAAAGAAGCCCAGGAUAUAAUAAAAAAAUACACGGGGCUAUCAGCUGCUGGACAUGAACACAGUGCCCUUUCGAGUGCUCUAGGUUGUUUGACAUGGCCGAAACCAUCACAUGUGGAAUUCCAACAAUUAGCCAGAGAAAGCGAGUAUGCUGCAUGGACUCUGGUAAACGGGUACACACUGAAUCAUGUAACCAUAUCCGUUCAUAGGCUCGUAUCCCCCUUGAACAACAUCGACAACUUUAAUCAGUUCAUUCAGGACAAGGGCUUCAAGUUGAACUCUGAAGGGGGUGUUCUCAAGGUGAGCCCAGACGGUCUACUGCUUCAGAGUUCAACAGUUGCAGAUUCUAUACCAUUUGAGUUUUCUGAUGGCUUCAGAGAACCAGUCCCUUGUUCGUACAUUGAGUUUGCUCAACGCCUUGUAUUACCACAAUACAAAGACUUGCCCCAGGAUAAGGUUGAGGAGGUUCAUAGAAGAGACGGUUUUGAGGUGGGCAAUGCUGACAAGAUAUUUGAGAGCACCUCAAAAGAUCAGUUAACCAGGAGAGCUUGAUUUGGUGUGAAUCAAAGUUAUGUUAAGUUGUCUGUUACUAGAAUAAACCAGAAUCAUAUGUGAAGUUGUUUGGAACUAAAAGCUAUGUUAACUUUGAAGUGACUAGUUAGUUACUAAUUGCCCCAUCUCUUUUGAACGGUUACGUAAUGGUAAUGUUGGAAUUUAAACCGCA